GCUCAGUUUCACACUUGUAACCUUGCACUGCAGUUAGUACCGCUACGCCUACUGUGACAUUUGGUUGCAAUCGAAAAUCGUGUUGUUUGCUUUUGUGGCGGGAAACAGAUCGGAUCAAAACGGUGGAAAAAGGGUAUAUGUUCAUUAGCAGAAAAAAUCAAUUUAUUUGCUGUCACAAUGGAUGUCGUUUUUAAAUUGCGAGGUAAAGAAUUACCGGAUAUAAGCAAACAGAAUACACGUGAUACAUCACAAAAAGAAAGUGAACAAGAACGUUCUCCUGUGAAAAACGUUCGUAGUCCGACCCAGAGAGAAUCUCCAGAAAAGAGUGAUCAAAAUGAAAGCACUCAGAAUGUGAGCAAAAGUCAUGCCACAGAAACUGAAGAUAGAACACCCAAGAAAGAUAAAAAUGUACCGCGUUCGAAAGCGCAAGAUGAUUUAGGUGAAUCAACAAGUUCAUCGGAUCGAGGUCCAGCCAACGCAGAAUCUCCAGAAGAAAAUGAUGAAAAUGAAAGCAACCAGCAAGUGGAAAAAAGUAAUGACACAAGCAACGAAGAUGAGCCCCUUCAACAAGAACAAAAUCAUUCUCCUCCGGGAAACGCGGAUAACUUGAAUGAUGCAGCCACACCUUUGGAUGCGGAUCCGUUAACAGUUCAACACAGUGAUGGAUCCAAAGAAUCGAUUCAUAUGGCAGAUGGCACACCAAAUAUUAUUAUAUUACCACGACAAUUACCACUAAAACCUUCAUCAAGAAAGUUGCCAGGCGAGAAAGUAAGACAGAGAACCAAAAGAAGAAUUCGUGUAUUGAAAGAAAUUAAAAGACUACAAGAGUCGUGGAAUUUACUCAUUCCUCGCUUACCAUUUCAACGUUUGGUACGCGAAAUAAUGCAGGAACAUAAAAAACAUGACUAUCGAUUGCAAGCCGCUGCCGUUGGAGCAUUGCAUGAAGCAGCUGAAUAUGUUUUGGUCGAAAUAUUUCAAGAAUCAUGGGAUCUUGUUGCACACCGAAGCAUGAAAACCCUCAAAGAAAAGGAUUAUCGAAUGGCGAAUAGAAUCCGUGAAAAUUUUGACGGCCGUUUUCGGACCUAGAUUAUUCAUUUAAAGAGUAUUUAAGUUAGAUCCAGCUUCUACUCUUGAUUUUUAUUUUGAAAAUAUUUUGUGCACGUAUAAUGUUUGAAAAUAGAAAGUUGUUCAUUUAAUUCCAAUGUUGACCAGAAGAAUAAACAAUCUAAAUAAAUAAUGUGUGAAAAUCGA
This is a messenger RNA of Contarinia nasturtii (swede midge), 1251 nucleotides long. RefSeq names its product histone H3-like centromeric protein CSE4. Gene Ontology annotation, cellular component: nucleosome. Bases 178 to 1086 code for a protein of 302 amino acids. The record is from RefSeq and is a predicted model, not a curated record. The transcript has 5 exons. Gene Ontology annotation, molecular function: protein heterodimerization activity; structural constituent of chromatin; DNA binding. Lineage: Eukaryota; Metazoa; Arthropoda; Insecta; Diptera; Cecidomyiidae.